AGGAGUAGCAGUAGCCGCGUAUGCAGUUUCCAUGGGGACCGAAGAUGGCGCCGCGAGGUGAGAUUCCGGAGGUAAACGGUUGUCCUCUACCCCCCUGGAAAUCCUGUUCUUUCUGAACGGGUGGUAUUAUGCUACCUAUUUCCUGCUGGAACUCUUCAUAUUUCUGUAUAAAGGUCUCCUGCUACCAUAUCCAGCAGCCAAUCUAGUACUGGAUGUGGUGAUGCUCUUCCUUUAUCUCGGAAUUGAAGUAAUUCGACUAUUUUUUGGUACAAAGGGAAACCUCUGCCAACGAAAGAUGCCACUUGGUAUUAGUGUGGCCUUGACCUUCCCAUCUGCCAUGAUGGCCUCCUAUUACCUGCUGCUGCAGACCUACGUGCUCCGCCUGGAAGCCAUCAUGAACAGCAUCUUGCUCUUCUUCUGUGGCUCAGAGCUGCUGCUUGAGGUGCUCACCCUGGCCGCUUUCUCCAGUAUGGACAGGCUUUGAAGUACAAAACUUUCAGCCAGAAGCCCUCACAGGCUGAGACCACACAUACGUCUGGUACUUUAGCCGCACCAGUGAGAAACAGUGGGUCAAGUUGUCCUGGGAAAGGUUGCAGCUUUUUCUCAGCACAGACACUUGGGGAACCAACCAAGUAUAAAGCCACCAGGCACCAUCUUCUAAACCAGGACCAUCAGCCCAAGAAACUCUUCUACACUCCAGUAUAGGGAGGGGCAAGGCUGUCACCAUCCUGGCUCUUCUCAGAACCAAUUCCCUUCUGACCUCAAGUUUUCCUCUUUGAUCAUCGUGGCCAGAGCAUCUUGUGUGGACUGUGCAGGCUCCUUGGGCUUCCAGCAGGACCUGAGCCACACACUCCCUGUGUGUGCUGUGCCCCACGUCCCAGAGUGUUGCAAAAGCCGCUCAUCCCAUUUCUCAGAGACUGAGCUCCAGAACUUUUUUAGUAGUUAAUAGUGUUAUUUUUCUACUUUCAUCAUGAAACAAACAUUAUUUUAUAAUAAAUAUGUAUUUUCUGUUGUGGGGGUUGUAGCCUUUUCCUUAUGGCACCUGUCCCUAUAAUUUCAUCCACUUCAAGAGAAGGUAGAGACUAUCCCAGAGGUUUGUUCUUGGCUGUGUUUCGUGAUCCAGUGUGGACACAGAGGCAGGGUUGAAGAUGUCCCACUGAGUUUCUUCCCAUGGCUCCAGCCUCAGUUAAUCCCUAAAGGCCCUUCCAGCUUCUGUGUCUUCUUCGGAUCUGUCAUCCUGACUGCUCACACUUUUCACCUCUGCCCCAAAGCCAGCAUCUUUUCUCUCAUUCCUCUUACAGAUAAUUGUCAUCUUUCCAGGGUAAGGCAUGAGUAAUUGGAAGAAACGUAUUCUAAACUUACCAGUAUUUUUUUGUCAUUUGUUUUAAAAUUUCAAGUUAACAUAAAAGGAACACACACUUUUAUUCUUUAAGCUGGAGAAAUGUUGCCCUAGAUGAGUGUAUCAUUCCCUUCUCCAAGUAACCAUCUUUAAAACUGUUUCUCAUCUUGCAUGAUAGUGGCCAUUUUUUUUUAGCCCCAAGAAGCCAUGAACAGAAGCCACUUUAGGAAACCUUGAGCCAUACGGCCCCUCUGCUAUCAGAUGAAUCCGAGAAUAUCUGCUCUUACUCAAAGUAAAAAGUAAUUGGCCAUUAAGAAUGUCAUGCUGGCUUUUAACUGUUUAUUUCCUGUGAUCAGGCUCAUUCUCAUCCUAUGUAGGUCUCCACUGUCCAAAGCACUGAUGCUUUUUCUUAUUUCCUAAGCCCCUGUGUCCUUGCCUAAGAGCUGCCUUUGGGGCCCAUCCAAAGACUGUAAUAGAUAGGUCUAAUUAAGCAUGAAACAGUAACCAAAAAUCCAGUAGGAACUUCCCUGACAUUUUAACCACAUAUCCCACUAAUACCUAAAUUUUCUGCUGCUUCUUACACUGCUUUUUUGUCUACCUCUGCUUCGAAGAAACCACUGGCAUCAAACUGGAGAACUCAUCCUCCGUGGCAUCCCUAUUUCAUUUAGAGUUUCAUUGGUUAAGGUCCUCCUCCCAGCAACACAGAAGAAUGAAUGGGAGGCUCAGUUGGAAGUUUAGAGGUGGCUUAUAAUUCAAAGGGGCUUUAGAGAUCAACUUAAUCUCAUCCCCAGAUUGGCAGGUUUAGAGAUGAGGAAGUUACAUAGCCAAGCAUCAUGCAACUGGUUACUAAUUUGUUAGAAACUUUGUCUUAUGUGUCUCAGUCCGGAUCAAGUAAAUUCCAUUCCUCAACAGGUACCACAUGAGGAUGAGGAUGAAUGAUUGAAGAUGAGGAUAAGAUUAGAACAGGAAGUCCUCAUAUUUUCUUCCUGGGUAUCUGGAAGGUUAGGGCAUGGCUCCAUAGAUGCUCAUUCUUUUUAUUUUUAUUAUUUCACCGCAC
This is a messenger RNA of Hippopotamus amphibius kiboko, 2396 nucleotides long. It is a transcript of the gene TMEM216, whose product is annotated as transmembrane protein 216. Gene Ontology annotation, cellular component: ciliary transition zone. Gene Ontology annotation, biological process: non-motile cilium assembly. NCBI's taxonomy places the organism in Eukaryota, Metazoa, Chordata, Mammalia, Artiodactyla, Hippopotamidae. The transcript has 5 exons. The record is from RefSeq and is a predicted model, not a curated record. The coding region runs from base 221 to 484 and encodes 87 amino acids.